Messenger RNA from Sugiyamaella lignohabitans, 786 nucleotides. RefSeq names its product 14-3-3 family protein BMH2 (gene BMH2). The record is from RefSeq and is a predicted model, not a curated record. Gene Ontology annotation, cellular component: cytoplasm. Gene Ontology annotation, biological process: signal transduction. The transcript has a single exon. The coding region runs from base 1 to 786 and encodes 261 amino acids. Lineage: Eukaryota; Fungi; Ascomycota; Dipodascomycetes; Dipodascales; Trichomonascaceae.
AUGGUGACGUACAUGAAAGCCGUUGCCAAGGCCGGACAGGAACUCACUGUGGACGAGCGUAACCUGCUGUCGGUUGCCUACAAGAACGUGAUUGGAACGCGUCGUGCCAGCUGGAGAUUGAUUUUAUCUAUAGAACAAAAGGAAGAGGCCAAGAACGCUACCCACCAUGUGGAACAGAUCAAGGCAUACAAGGCCAAGAUCGAGAACGAGCUCGAGGAUAUUUGCAAGGAUGUUUUGGACGUUCUUGUUGAGAACUUGUUGCCCAAGGCCGAGACCGGCGAGUCGAAGGUGUUCUACUAUAAGAUGAAGGGAGAUUACCACCGUUACUUAGCAGAGAUUGCUUCUGGUGAUAAGAAGAAGGCUGCUGCUACCGAUGCCCACGAGUCGUAUAGAAAGGCCACUGAUGUCGCUCAAACCGAGUUGUCGCCUACUCAUCCUAUUCGUCUUGGAUUGGCCCUUAAUUUCUCGGUAUUCUACUACGAGAUCCUCAACUCGCCUGCCCGUGCCUGUCACCUUGCUAAACAAGCGUUUGACGACGCCAUUGCCGAGCUCGACUCGUUGUCCGAGGAAAGCUACCGCGACUCGACUCUGAUCAUGCAAUUGCUCAGAGACAACUUGACUUUCUGGCAAAACGAUCUCGAGAACUUACAACAGGAGGGCGCUGAUGGAGAGACCGAGCCUGAACCUGCUGCCGCUGCCGCUGCUGCUCCUGCUGCUGCUUCUGAAACCACGGAAGAGGCUGCUGCUCCUGCUGCCGCUCCUGCUGCUGAAGAACCCUCGGCCUAA